This is a messenger RNA of Oncorhynchus masou masou (cherry salmon), 1116 nucleotides long. Its product is annotated as transportin-2-like. The record is from RefSeq and is a predicted model, not a curated record. Gene Ontology annotation, cellular component: cytoplasm; nucleus. Bases 16 to 1116 code for a protein of 366 amino acids. The transcript has 7 exons. Gene Ontology annotation, molecular function: nuclear import signal receptor activity; protein binding. Lineage: Eukaryota; Metazoa; Chordata; Actinopteri; Salmoniformes; Salmonidae. Gene Ontology annotation, biological process: protein import into nucleus.
UUUCUUAUUUUCUUAAUGGAACUAAAAGCAUGUGAGUCACACCCCCCUCCUUCCUCCUCAGGUUGUAUGCAGGGCAUGGUUCCCUACCUACCAGAGUUGAUGCCUCACCUCAUCCAGUGUCUCUGUGAUAAGAAGGCCCUGGUGCGCUCCAUCGCCUGCUGGACCCUGUCCCGCUACGCCCACUGGGUGGUCAGCCAGCCCCUCGACUCCCACCUCAAACCCCUCAUGACUGAACUCCUCAAGAGGAUCCUGGACGGGAACAAGAGGGUUCAGGAGGCCGCCUGCAGUGCGUUUGCUACCCUAGAGGAGGAGGCUUGUACAGAGCUGGUUCCCUAUCUGAGCUUCAUUCUGGAUACUCUGGUCUUCGCCUUUGGAAAAUACCAACACAAGAACCUGCUGAUACUGUACGACGCUAUAGGAACACUGGCCGACUCAGUAGGACACCACCUCAACCAACCGGAGUACAUAGAGAAGCUGAUGCCACCUCUCAUCGCCAAGUGGAAUGAGCUGAAGGAUGAAGAUAAGGACCUGUUUCCUCUGUUAGAGUGUCUGUCCUCUGUAGCUACAGCCCUCCAGAGCGGCUUCCUGCCCUACUGUGAACCAGUCUACCAGCGCUGUGUUACACUGGUGCAGAAAACACUGGCUCAGGCUAUGAUGUACAGCCAACAGCCGGACCAGUACGAAGCUCCUGAUAAGGACUUUAUGAUCGUGGCCCUGGACCUCCUCAGUGGUCUGGCUGAGGGCCUGGGGGGCCACGUUGAUCAGCUGGUGUCCCGGAGCAACAUCAUGACACUACUGUUUCAGUGCAUGCAGGACACCAUGCCAGAGGUGAGACAGAGCUCUUUCGCCCUGCUGGGUGAUCUGACCAAGGCCUGCUUCCCUCACGUCAAACCCUGCAUCGCUGAGUUCAUGCCUAUCCUAGGGACCAACCUGAACCCAGAGUUCAUCUCUGUGUGUAACAACGCUACCUGGGCCAUUGGAGAGAUCUGCAUGCAGAUGGGUGUAGAGAUGCAGCCCUAUGUGUCUCUGGUUCUGAACCAGCUGUAUCCUACAGAACUACUCAGAACUAGGCUGUAUCCUACAGAACUAGGCUGUAUCCUACAGAACUACUCAUAA